Molecule: messenger RNA, 1212 nt
Organism: Vitrella brassicaformis
Lineage: Eukaryota; Vitrellaceae
Source: the annotation of a GenBank genome assembly
CUGGGAGGGGCCUUCCGCCCUUGCGUGCCCUCAGAAUGAAGUUGGUGGUCGUUAUCGUGGCCCUCCUCAUCGGCCUUUCGUCGUCAUGGCGCGUCCAGCCAAGGAUGCUCAAUGCAUUCGGCCUGCCUGCAAAGAAACCCAUCGGGGAGGUGGGCAAGUACGCCAGCCCGUACCAGCAGGUCAGUUGAAGGCGGAUAAUGAGCAGAAGAGCUCCCCGUAUGGGCGUGACGUGCAUGUGCGCUGUGUCUGCGUGUCGUCAGGCGAAUCCCGUGAAUGCAUAUGUGCCGAAGGGAAUGACGCUUGAGCAGUUCAAUGCCAUCCAGCAGCAGGUGUUUCAAAAACGCACACGCACACAGACGUACACGCACGUCCAUGCCGAGAGCCCCACACAUGUGAUGUACCCAUGCACCUAUGUGUCAUUGCACAGGACGUGCAAAAGAUCCAGGACAGCAAGGACUACUGGAAGACCAAGUACGGCACAUCUGAGGUAUGUAUGGGUCAUGGAGGGUGCGUGCCCACAAAGGGUACAUCAAUCACACAACAAGAAUGGAGGCGAAUCCUGCGUCCUUUGCGUUACAUGCAGCCCUUGGCUGAGUGGCUCAUCAAGCGUGAGAAGAAGUACCCUGGGCAGCCGAAAGCGGUAGGACGGAAGGAGGGGUCCGCAAAAUCGUAGGCGUGACGUUAUGGAUCAUGAGUCUGUGUGUCGUCUGUUGCAGGGGCAUCGCUACGUGAAGUCUACAUACGUGCCGCCCUCAUAGGACUGUGCGGUCGGUGUGUGCAUGAGGUGAGUCCCCGCUGCUACAGCGAGCAGUGAUGUGAUCCCACUCGUCGAUGCCUUCGCUUCGCUAUCGGUCUCAUGGGAGGACUUGAUUCUUUCUCCGUUGUCCGAGCAUGUAUCCUUUGCUCACUCACACACGUCGGACUGUUUGUGAAGUGUAUGUGCGCUGCUUGAGCUCAUUUGCGAGCUGCAUGUGGAUCCCAUGUUGAUGGACUCGCUUGCUUUGGGGGAGAGAAGCGCCACGUCAGAGUACAGUUUUUGUGUGCACAUCAAAGGGGAUUUUUCCUUACACCGAUGGGUCGCGCAACUCGUGUAGACGUUCUCUGUGAGUGAGUGUUGGCACGCGUCUUGCAUUGAUGACCGGCAUCCAUACUCAGAAUGACUGCUUGUGAGACCCCAUCCCAGCAGAAAAUCAGCCACCAAACAAUUUCCAG